Molecule: messenger RNA, 1137 nt
Organism: Penaeus monodon (black tiger shrimp)
Lineage: Eukaryota; Metazoa; Arthropoda; Malacostraca; Decapoda; Penaeidae
Source: the annotation of a RefSeq genome assembly
AUGACAAUACCAAUUCGUAAAUCGCACCCUUUAUUUAAAAUUUUAAAUGGAGCUGUUAUUGACCUCCCAGCACCAGCUAACAUUUCAACUUUGUGAAACUUUGGUUCUCUACUUGGUUUAUGCUUAGUUAUUCAAAUCGUUACUGGACUCUUUUUAGCUAUACACUAUACUGCUCAUGUUGACCUAGCAUUCUCUAGUGUGGCACAUAUUUGUCGAGAUGUAAAUUAUGGAUGACUUCUCCGAACGUUACAUGCUAAUGGAGCGUCUUUCUUCUUCAUUUGUCUGUAUAUACAUACCGGACGAGGUAUUUAUUAUGGAUCGUUUUUAUAUAUACAUGCUUGAUCAGUAGGUGUCAUUAUUCUUCUACUAGUUAUAGCGACUGCCUUCUUAGGAUAUGUGUUACCUUGAGGACAAAUAUCAUUCUGGGGAGCCACUGUAAUUACGAAUUUAUUUUCAGCUAUUCCAUAUAUUGGUACAGAUCUUGUACAAUGAAUUUGAGGUGGAUUUGCAGUCGAUAAUGCUACAUUAACUCGAUUCUUCACUUUUCAUUUUUUAUUCCCGUUUAUCGUAGCAGCAGCAACUAUUAUUCAUAUUCUUUUUAUUCAUCAAACAGGAUCUAACAAUCCGCUAGGAAUUGUUAGUAAUGUAGACAAAGUACCUUUUCAUCCUUAUUUUACAUUUAAAGAUAUUACUGGAUUUAUCGUAAUACUAGCAGGACUUAUUCUAUUAACAUUAUUAAACCCUUAUUUAUUGGGAGAUCCAGACAACUUUAUUCCCGCCAAUCCACUUGUUACCCCUGCCCAUAUUCAACCGGAGUGAUAUUUUUUAUUUGCAUAUGCUAUUUUACGAUCAAUUCCUAAUAAAUUAGGAGGUGUUAUUGCCCUAGUAAUAUCUAUCCUCAUUUUAUUAAUCUUGCCUUUUACCCACGUAGCAAAAUUUCGAAGAUUAACGUUUUAUCCUUUAAAUCAACUUAUAUUUUGAUCAUUAGUAAGUAUUGUCUUCUUAUUAACUUGGAUUGGGGCACGGCCCGUUGAAGAUCCUUAUGUAAUUACUGGUCAGAUCCUGACUGUUCUUUAUUUCUCUUAUUAUAUUAUUAACCCACUUACACUUAUAUGAUGAGAUAAGAUACUAGAUUAG